This is a messenger RNA of Macroventuria anomochaeta, 1635 nucleotides long. Its product is annotated as methionine aminopeptidase. Gene Ontology annotation, molecular function: metalloaminopeptidase activity. The transcript has 4 exons. The record is from RefSeq and is a predicted model, not a curated record. The coding region runs from base 133 to 1338 and encodes 401 amino acids. Lineage: Eukaryota; Fungi; Ascomycota; Dothideomycetes; Pleosporales; Didymellaceae. Gene Ontology annotation, biological process: proteolysis.
AUCAAAAGUGUUUUUUGCGCAUUCGUUGUCUACGUUCUUUGAGAUCGCUUUAUAUUUCUUCCGACCUUGGACUGCCGCCAUAAUACCUACACCUCCAUUAUAAACCCUUUGCAAUUAACAACCUUGCACAAAAUGGCCGGAGACGCCCCGCGCAAGUGCGCCGGCACAGACUGCGAGAACGACGCUGGCUCGCUGCAAUGCCCGAACUGCCAGAAGCUGGGCAAGGAAAGCUACUUCUGUUCGCAAGACUGCUUCAAGCGCAACUGGGCCGAGCAUAAGAAACUGCACAAGUCGCAGAACGGUAUUCUCUCCAACAUCUUCACGCCCAAAGUAGUUUCUAAACCGGAUCCAGCGACCGGGCACUUCAACCCAUUCCCAACGUUCCCUUACACCGGCACUCUGCGACCCGUGUACCCACUGUCACCGAAGCGCGAAGUGAAGAAGGGCAUUAAGCUCCCAGAUUACUCGAAGGACGGCAUACCCCGUUCGGAACAGGUCUUUGUGAACAGGAACAAGAUCGCCAUUCUUACAAAGGAGGAGCAAGAUGGUAUGCGCAAGGUGUGCCGACUGGCGCGUGAGGUUCUGGACAUUGCGGCAGCGGCGGCGAAGCCUGGUGUAACGACCGACUACAUUGACGAGAUUGUCCACAAUGCUUGCAUGGAGCGCGACUCGUACCCUUCACCGCUCAACUACUGCCACUUCCCGAAGUCAGUAUGCACAUCAGUCAACGAGGUCAUCUGCCACGGUAUCCCCGACCAGCGAGUCCUCAAGGAUGGCGACAUCCUUAACAUCGACGUAACUCUAUACCACGGCGGCUUCCACGGCGAUCUGAACGAGACAUACUACAUUGGCGACAAGGCGUUGGCGAACCCAGAUGCAGUACGCGUUACGGAGACUGCACGUGAGUGCUUGGACCAGGCCAUCGAGCUUGUCAAGCCAGGCACACUCUUCCGCGAGUACGGCAAUGUCAUCGAGAAGCACGCCAAGAGCCAGAACUGCGGUGUUAUUAGGACAUAUUGUGGCCACGGUAUUAACCAGCUCUUCCACUGCGCCCCCAACGUUCCCCACUACGCAAAGAACAAGGCUAUCGGACAAGCGAAGCCUGGCAUGUGCUUCACUAUCGAGCCCAUGAUUAGUAUUGGAUCUUACAGGGACAAGACAUGGCCGGACGACUGGACUAGCACCACUCAGGACGGUUCUUUGACUGCUCAGUUCGAACACACUCUGCUUGUCACUGAGGAUGGUGUCGAGGUCCUGACUGCGAGGUUCCCCAACUCGCCUGGUGGCCCAGUCCCAAGGGUGACUCCAGCGAACGGUGAGGCGACUGCAGCGGCAUGAUCAUGUUAGGAGCCACCUGCAUGACAGAAUAAGUUAUAUCCAGCGAUUUCAAGCGUCAUUUGGCAGAUGCCGGUGUAAGGACACCGUGGCUUCGUGGAUAGCUACUGGAAGGAUUGGAGGGCGGCAAGGCGGACAAGCCGGGGUUAGUGAGGGUCAACCAGUGACAGGAGGGUAGGAGGGUAGGAGUGCCUUAGCCCACGAGUUUGAUGACUCUGCUUCGAGCAAGAGAAGAGAGCUGGAUACAUCGAAGGCUGGAGGUGGUCUUGCGGUAUCAUGCAGACCUGUUUAGGACAAUAC